UCUCUCAGCCCUCCACCACCCUACCUUUCUUCUUAAUUUCUUUUCCAGAAAAAGAAAUGUCAUCUUUUCAUAAUUAUCCACUUCGCAAUAAUACACACAUAUAUAUAUGUAUGUAAUUUCUGUUUUCAGGGCUUUUUUUCCUGUUCUUUAACCUUCCAGUGGAUUGAUUUGAGGAAAAAAAAAGCAGCAAUGAGCGCUGCAACUGCAACAGCAUUAAGCCCUUCAACCAGUUUAAGGAACAGUCUUAACAGCUACCCCAACUGGAUGAAAUGGCAAUCCUCUCCUUGUCAGAGUACUACCUUUUUUAUCCCUCGCGCUGCUGCCUCUCCCGACACUGGCAAAGGCAACAAGAAGAGAAAACCCAAAGCUAAAAAACCUUCUUCUCCAACUCCCGUUACUACAACAACAACUGAAUCCAUGUCAGAAGAGGAACAGCCGCAGCCACAACAACAACAGCAGCAGCAGCAAGUUUCAUUGAGUUUGGACGACGUGAAUCCAGUGGGGUUGGGACGUAAAUCCAGGCAAAUAUUCGACGAUGUUUGGAGGAAGUUUUCUGGGUUGGGGCAGAUUUCAAGGACUACUCGUGCAGAUGACAUGGAAGCUUUGGAUGCUUUGCUUAUUAGAGAAGGACCCAUGUGUGAGUUUGCCAUUCCUGGUGCUCAAAACACCACUGUCCUUGUUGUUGGUGCCACCAGCCGCAUUGGUCGCAUUGUUGUUCGUAAGCUCAUGCUCAGAGGCUACACUGUCAAGGCUUUGGUGAGGAAGGCAGACCAAGAGGUGUUGGACAUGCUCCCCAGGUCAGUUGAGAUAGUAAUAGGGGAUGUGGGUGACCCUUCCUCCCUUCAAGCUGCAGUAGAAGGUUGCAACAAGAUUAUCUACUGUGCCACUGCUCGGUCCACUAUUACUGGGGAUCUUUAUAGAGUUGACCAUCAAGGUGUUUCAAACCUUACCAAAGCACUUCAGGACUACAACAAUAAACUGGCACAACUCCGGGCAGGGAAAAGCAGCAAAAGCAAGCUUUUGAUAACUAAGUUCAAAUCUGAAGAUUCAUUACAUGGAUGGGAAGUACGUCAAGGUACUUAUUUCCAGGAUGUGAUUGCUUCAAAGUAUGAUGGUGGAAUGGAUGCUAAAUUUGAGUACACUGAGACAGGACAAGCUGUUUUCUCAGGCUAUGUUUUCACCAGAGGUGGGUAUGUUGAACUGUCGAAAAAGCUUUCACUUCCUUUAGGUUCCACACUUGACAGGUAUGAAGGUCUUGUUCUAUCUGUUGGUGGUAAUGGAAGAUCAUAUGUUGUAAUUCUUGAAGCUGGUCCUUCAGCAGAUACAACUCAAAGCAAAUUAUAUUUUGCCAGAAUAAACACAAAAAUAGGAUUUUGUAGGGUCAGAGUACCAUUUUCAUCCUUCCGUCCUGUGAAACCAGAUGAUCCACCAUUAGAUCCAUUCCUUGUACAUACAUUAACUAUACGUUUUGAGCCACGAAGACAGAGGCCUGUUGAAGGAUCAGCAGGAAUGAAGCAAGACCCCCGAAGUUUCAAGCUUAUAUUAGAAUAUAUAAAAGCCUUGCCUACUGGACAGGAAACAGAUUUUAUUUUAGUAUCAUGCACGGGAUUAGGAGUUGAGCCAAACCGAAGGGAGCAAGUUUUGAAAGCCAAGAGGGCUGGUGAGGAUUCAUUGAGAAGAUCUGGUCUCGGGUACACAAUAAUUCGCCCUGGUCCACUAAUGGAAGAACCUGGGGGCCAACGUGCUCUUAUAUUCGAUCAGGGAAACAGGAUUUCUCAGGGAAUUAGUUGUGCUGAUGUGGCUGAUAUAUGCGUGAAAGCAUUGCAUGAUUCGACAGCAAGAAAUAAGAGCUUUGAUGUCUGUCAUGAAUAUGUUGCUGAGCAAGGGAGGGAACUUUAUGAGCUGGUUGCCCAUUUGCCAGACAAAGCAAACAAUUAUUUAACUCCGGCCUUGUCUGUUUUGGAAAAAAACACUUGACAUUCAUUUAAGGGAUAACAUGUUAUCAACCUCUGAGAAACGGCAUCCUGUCGGAACUGCUUAAACAAGAAGAUGGAAGUCCCAUAAUGAUCUCUUUGGAAGUCAGCAACAAAUUUUUAUGUUCUCUUUUGCUCAGAUGAUAUUUGCCCUCUAUGUUACGCAUAGUUUUUGUUUACUGUAAAUCCAUGUGUAGUCUCAUAUAGAAAAUGUGUAUGCAUGUAUGUAUGAUGGAUAACAUAUAGUGUAUAUGGAGCAAAAGCUCUAAAUAAUGAGUUGUGUCUUUUAUUCCAAUUUAUGGUUCACUGUGAUGUAAACCAUCAUGAAAUAUUACAUAAAUCAAAUUGAACAGUGUUGACAUGUUCUUUGGAA
This is a messenger RNA of Gossypium raimondii (Peruvian cotton), 2346 nucleotides long. RefSeq names its product protein HIGH CHLOROPHYLL FLUORESCENCE PHENOTYPE 173, chloroplastic. Lineage: Eukaryota; Viridiplantae; Streptophyta; Magnoliopsida; Malvales; Malvaceae. The transcript has 13 exons. The coding region runs from base 190 to 1977 and encodes 595 amino acids. The record is from RefSeq and is a predicted model, not a curated record.